Molecule: messenger RNA, 1699 nt
Organism: Cyprinus carpio (common carp)
Lineage: Eukaryota; Metazoa; Chordata; Actinopteri; Cypriniformes; Cyprinidae
Product: ADP-ribosylation factor 6
Biological process (GO): vesicle-mediated transport; intracellular protein transport
Cellular component (GO): cytoplasm
Molecular function (GO): GTPase activity; GTP binding
Source: RefSeq, a predicted model, not a curated record
AAUGCCAGAUGGCGCAGUGCGCCUGAGCGAGAAAGAGAGGAAGUGGCGGCUGAAGCAGGUCCGCACCUUUUCCUGUAACACCGACAGCAGCACGACCGGGACCGACAGAGCAACCGGAGAGGAACAGAAGGGACCGAGGCGGGGCGCGCGAGUGGGGGGCUGUUAUAUGAGGGACGGAAGAGGGGAAACCAAGGAUGAAUGACUGACGUUUGGAGUCUUCCUGUGACCGAACGAACGAUCUGAAGCGCGUCUGAAGGGAAUGAGCGCGAGAGGAAGGCGACCCGACAGCCGGUACACGAGAAGGAAGUCUGAAGACACCAGAAAGGCCUGAAACACAUUUUAUAAUAGGGCUGAAUUUUGAGGGUCGUUCGCGGUGCUGUAGGAGUCUUGCGAAAACUACAAAGUUGAAGCGUUUUUCUGAGCGCUUGCCAAAGCUGCGAAACCAAAAACUUGCAUUCCUCUUCCUGCAACAAACUUAAUAUAUGCACAGCCAACAAGAUGGGGAAGAUGCUUUCGAAGAUCUUCGGCAACAAGGAGAUGAGAAUAUUGAUGCUUGGACUGGACGCGGCGGGAAAGACGACGAUCCUUUACAAACUCAAACUGGGACAGUCGGUCACCACCAUCCCGACGGUGGGCUUCAACGUGGAGACCGUCACGUACAAGAACGUCAAGUUCAACGUCUGGGACGUGGGCGGGCAGGAUAAGAUCCGGCCGCUGUGGCGGCACUAUUACACCGGAACCCAAGGCUUGAUCUUCGUGGUGGACUGUGCGGACCGCGACCGGAUCGACGAGGCUAGACAGGAGCUGCAUCGCAUCAUUAACGACCGCGAGAUGCGCGACGCCAUCAUCUUGAUCUUCGCCAACAAGCAAGACCUUCCUGAUGCCAUGAAGCCGCACGAGAUCCAGGAGAAGCUGGGCUUGACUCGGAUCAGAGAUCGCAAUUGGUACGUUCAGCCCUCCUGCGCUACGACGGGCGACGGACUCUACGAAGGGCUCACGUGGCUCACGUCCAACUACAAAUCCUAACGCGAUUGGGCGAAGACGCGCCCUACUAGAAGCAAUUAACCAAUGGCUUCUGUCUGUACACUUCGGUUUUAUCCUCUGUCUUUGAUUUCGUUGACAUGUAACCCGACUUUUCUUUCGUACGCCCGUUCUGUAGUCCUCCUGUUGCGUUGUCAUGUCCAUAAAGUAUUACUUUCAGAAGCUGUGGGGUCGUUUUCCCGGAGAGAGCAAAUAAAGGGUUUUUGUGUUUGAAGAUCUGGUUUGUCAGUCCAGAAAUGGCAGCUUGUUUGUUUACCUCUGUGCCAUCACGUUUAACGAAUGUAUCGGGGAAAUCGCUUUGAAAUAAACCCAGCAGUCCAAGCAGAACGUUCUGGUUGUGUUUCAUGAAAGAAACUGUCCUUGAAGGAGCUUUUGAUUCGAUAUUCACACUGUUUUUGGGCCUUUUCUGGAGGUGCUCCACUAAAGACGUUGAGAAGCCAGGAGCGAUGAGAACAGCAUCAUCUUGAGUGUUUCUGAUCUGAUCCAGCCGUCGUAACCCGUUUCUAUCACGGUUCUGGUACCGAUUCUCCUCAAACCGUAACCGCACAAAUCACACCAAGCCUCUUUUUCUCUUACUAAAUUAAUGCUUUGUUUUAUUAUUUUGACAUAGGCUCUUUGUUAUGCUGAAGAAAUAAUAAAAUCUAUAUAUAUAUAUCCA